AUGCAACAUUCCAAAGGAGCAUGCGUUAAGAGUGACGGGUGUCGUCGGAAACGAACCAUCACAGCAGCACGCAGGGAACAGAACCGGGUGGCACAGAAAGCGUACCGACAGAGGAUCAAAGAGGCUCGACAGAGCGAUGCCAAGAAACUUGUUAAUGACACCCCUCGCCUCAGCGAGCUCAGACCAUAUGAACCCUUCCUGGGCAGGCCUUCAUGCGGCUUACUGGCUCAUGCCUCGGACCAAAGAUGCCAGCAGCGACCAGAAUUUGCUAUCAUGGAGCAUAGUGUUCUUGACUGUAUGACGUCUCUGGCGUCCAAAAGUUCGAUUCCAGCAAACAAUAUCAACAAUCUCGGACGUGCAUCCAGACAAGCGACGGCAAAUCCUCCCAGUGCCACAGUUUCUAUAUCAGACACGCUGGAGCUAAACUUGUUAACGUCGCCAUCGCCUGCGCUAUCUCUUUCCCGCUUAUUGCUGACACCCAUUGGUUGGGACAUGCCGUUACAAGUCUCCCAAAGUACAGAUCUAUUUCCCGUGGAAGUGUGUGGCAAUAACACUGAAAAUAUUCAAGACCCCGAGGGGACGUGGAAUAUACUGGCAGGUCGGAUUACUAUGACUAUUCAGUUCGCCCCUGUCACGACGUUGACAGCCAUUAUCGACAAUGCACUGAGAUUACAUCUGGACUUGGCCCAAAUUCUCACCGUCGACUACAUGUCUCCCUUCUACCGACCUGCCGCCCCCCAGGACGACCCUCAAUUCUUGCUGGAAGCGCAUCCUACUCAUGGAUCCCUGCCGAUCUGCGGCCGACGCUGGCCCAGAUCCUCUACCCCCACCAUCCCUUCCUCGACCUCAUUCCGUUUCCACUCAUACGGGCGAGGGCUAUCAUGA
Cladophialophora bantiana CBS 173.52 is the source of this 885-nucleotide messenger RNA. RefSeq lists its product as uncharacterized. The record is from RefSeq and is a predicted model, not a curated record. The coding region runs from base 1 to 885 and encodes 294 amino acids. Lineage: Eukaryota; Fungi; Ascomycota; Eurotiomycetes; Chaetothyriales; Herpotrichiellaceae. The transcript has 2 exons.